Molecule: messenger RNA, 1743 nt
Organism: Fulmarus glacialis (Northern fulmar)
Lineage: Eukaryota; Metazoa; Chordata; Aves; Procellariiformes; Procellariidae
Product: glycerophosphodiester phosphodiesterase domain-containing protein 5-like
Exons: 15
Coding region: 1-1743 (580 amino acids)
Biological process (GO): lipid metabolic process
Cellular component (GO): membrane
Molecular function (GO): glycerophosphodiester phosphodiesterase activity
Source: RefSeq, a predicted model, not a curated record
AUGGAGGCCAGUUCCACCAGCCUCAAGAGGAUCAAGUUUGGGAAGCUGAAGGUGGUACGUCGGCGCUUGCUACAGAGGUAUGAGCAUCAGCCCUUCAUCUCCUGCCUGGCUGGUUUCUACAGCUGCCGGUGGAAGCGGUACCAGCGCAAAAGGACCGAGCCUGGGAAAUGCUGCUGCAAGACGCGGGAAUGCGUAUUUUUCCCAUUGCUUGUUGGAGCUUUCUGCUUUUCUCUGGUCUUUCUGUACAUGUGGAGUGAAGCAAAAAAUGACUACAAUAACUUUGACUGGUAUAACUAUGGGAACCUGGGCUUCUGGUUUCUCUGGUCUCUUGUUCUCCUGAUUGUGGCUGCAAUCUUGUUCGUGUACAUCACACUGUUAUUGGUCCUAGCGAUGUGUUUGCUUGCAGAAGGUCAGCAGCUGUACCUACACUGGAGUCACAAGAUUGGGACUUUUCUUGUCCUGGGCUUCUCUAUCACAGCCCUCUGCAUGUUAUCGGUACUCUGGGGAGAUCAGUGGAAAACUGUCCGCCUGUCGCUCCAGAUCACAGCUCCCUAUCUCCACAUAGGAGCAAUAACCAUCAUGGUCCUCCUGUCCUGGCCCAUGGCUCUUCAUGCCAUCAGAGCAGAUAAGAAAGUUGUUCAGGUGAUAAUUGUUGGUCCAUACCUGGCUAUCCUUCUCUUUCUUUUCUUGAUACCUCUGGGGAUGUACUCUCCUUGCAUCAGAGAGAUGGGGACACUUGGACCAAAGCCAGCCCUCAUUGGACACCGUGGAGCUCCAAUGCUGGCGCCAGAAAACACUGAGAUGUCAUUUCAGAAGACAAUUGAACAUGGUGGGGAUGGUCUUGAAACAGAUGUCACCAUUAGCUAUGAUGGGGUUCCUUUCCUCAUGCAUGACAGCACCUUGAGGAGGACAACUAACAUCAAGGAGGUCUACCCCAAUGACACUGCUCAAAAUGCUGCGUUAUUCUCCUGGGAUACCCUGCAGGAGUUGAAUGCUGGAACGUGGUUCCUUAAGGACAAACCAUUUUCAUGCAUGGGCUCACUGUCAAGGGCAGAUCAAAACCAGGCAAUGAAUCAGUCAAUUUACAAGCUGAGUAAUUUCUUGCGCCUCGCAGACAGUCAGAAUAAACUUGUGAUAUUUGAUCUCUACCGCCCUCCAGAGAAACAUCCUUACAGGAACUCAUGGAUCAACAGAACCCUGGAAGUCAUCCUCAGCGAGUCGGGGAUUAGACCCCAUCUGGUCCUAUGGCUGGAGAAUGACAUGAGGUCCUUUGUUCAGUCUGUUGCUCCUGGGUUUCAGCAGACAAUGGGCAGUAAGGCCCCAGUUGAAGACCUAUUGAUGGGCAAUAUUGUCAAACUCAAUCUGGCCUACACUGAAAUGUCCAGUGAAGAUAUCCGGAAAUACGCUGAGGCAAACAUUACCACCAACUUCUAUGUGGUCAGUGAGCCGUGGCUUUUCUCCCUGGCGUGGUGCUCUGGGGCACACUCUGUGACCACCAAUGCCGUCCACACACUGAAGAAUCUCAGCCAGCCACUCUUCCUCAUGACUCCGCAGCAGUACAACAUCAUGUGGAUCCUGACAGAUCUGACCUCUGUGCUCCUCAUCUCACUCAUCUUUGCUCUGCACUGGUGGCGAGAGCGGAGUUUCUCCUGCUGUGCUCAUGACGAUGGCCCGAUGCUGGAGAACGGCAUCUACAACAAGUUCAGGACAGAGCUCAGCGACAUGCCUACCAUCAUAGUCUGA